AAGAGACGAAAAAUUUGAAAGGAGAGGCACAAGCCAACAAGGAUCACAUGCUACAGUAUAAAGAAAUAGCACAAGUGAAUGAACUUCUAUUGAAGCAAAUUGAAUCUGCUCAUAAACAAUUCAAGGCUGAGGCUGACAAGCUAAAGAAGUCACUGGAUGAUGAAAUUCACUUUCUCAAGGGAAGGGUUUCAGAACUUAAAAGUGAUCUUGUGUCAAAGUCCACAGAAGUUACAUCUGCAGUUUCAGAGAAAGAAGAAACUUUAUCUUCUGCAUUUGCUAAAAUUGACCGUCUGAAGGAAGAAAAUUCUGUAAAAACGUCUCAAAUAGUGGAAUUGGAAAUUCAGAUCUCUUCUUUGAAGGAAGAUCUUGAAAAGGAGCAUAUAUGCUGGCGUACUAGCCAGAGCAAUUAUGAAAGACAGGUUUACUCUUAAUUUCUUGUCAUAAUUCUUAUUUCCCAUCUCAUUUAUGUGCAGUGGGAUAUGGAAGAACUUCGUAUGAAGUAUUUGGAGAUGGAGUCGAAGCUAAAGUUUGAACAGGUUCCUUUUUUGUAAUUCUUAUGAUAGGUUGAGUAAAGUGAAGUAUUGUUUAUUUAGAAAUGUGAAUG
Molecule: messenger RNA, 604 nt
Organism: Magnolia sinica
Lineage: Eukaryota; Viridiplantae; Streptophyta; Magnoliopsida; Magnoliales; Magnoliaceae
Product: nuclear-pore anchor-like
Exons: 4
Coding region: 48-431 (127 amino acids)
Biological process (GO): mRNA export from nucleus
Cellular component (GO): nuclear pore
Molecular function (GO): structural constituent of nuclear pore
Source: RefSeq, a predicted model, not a curated record